Messenger RNA from Caenorhabditis auriculariae, 1840 nucleotides. NCBI's taxonomy places the organism in Eukaryota, Metazoa, Nematoda, Chromadorea, Rhabditida, Rhabditidae. The record is from the annotation of a GenBank genome assembly.
AUGUCGGUCUCGUCGUACAGCACAAGUCACGGCAAUGAGUUGCUACCACUCGGCGGAUCCAGGUCAGGAUUAAUAAUGGGACUAUUUUUCGAACAUGCUUGGAAUAGAAGUGUUUUAUUUUCAAUUUUAGACUUCCAACGAUGCAAGAAAUGUUCGCAUCUCGAGUUAGAGACCGUUCAUCAAUAAGUGCCGACCAAGCCCUGAUCCACAUGAUUAAGGUUGCCUAAUUUAAAAUAAUACUUUAAGAAAUCUGAAGUUAAGGUUAUGAUGGGAACAGGAAUGCUGUCCUUACCUUUGGCUUUCAAGCAUUCCGGCCUGUGGGUGAGUUAGAAAUCUUCUUUUUUUCAAAUAAAAUAGAGAAACUUUCUCUUUUUUAUUCAAAGAUAAUUACAGCUAGGUCUCGUUCUUCUUGCCUUGAUUUGCAUGAUAUGUAUCUACUGCACUCGACAAUUAAUCUAUGGACAGCAUUAUAUCACAUAUAUGUAGGUUCCUUUUUUUAAAAAUUUCAAUUAAAAAAAUUGAUAUUCAUGAGCAAACAUUUCAGGAAAAAGCGAACAGAGAAUGGAUUACGCUAAUGUUAUGCGAUGUGCUGUUGAACUUGGACCAUCUUGGAUUCGCGGCCAUGGAUAUUUUUUUCAAGUUAGAUUUUUAAAUCAGAGUUUAUUAUCAAAAAAACAGACAAGCAGUGAAUUUGAACAUGUUCGUUGCCCAGCUAGGUUUCUGUUGCGUCUAUUUUUGUCUUCAUGGCCGAUAACUUGAAACAAGUGAGUUGCUUGGAAAAAAAUAGUAAAAACGGAAUUUUUCCAAAGGACUCUUCGUUAAUCAUUUCGUGAUAUUUUUUUCACGCUCUUAUGGUUAUUAUUGAUCAAAAAAAUUACUUCAAAUGAAAAAUAAGGAACUGAAACCAUUGUAAAAGAUAGAAAAAUCCAAAGAUAGAAAAAAAGAAAAUUUACGAAAAAGUUUUGAGAAAAUUUCUUGAAGUGCGCUCCAUGGGAAAAAAAUUAAGGGAGCUUCGGAAUAUCUUUCUAAAUUGUAUGCAAUUUUUUAUUGAUAUAUCCAGAUCUCGUGUUCGAAAUGGAUCAAAAUAGCCGUCAGAGAAAGAAAAAGAUAAAUAAAUUUUGAUGAGACAGAAAUUAAUUUGAAUUUAGUGGACUGCAUCUCGCUUUAUUUAAUUGAAUUUAGAAAAAAAAUUCAGUUUUUCGACCAAACAUCAAGCAUCCAUAUUUCGCAAGCUGGUUGGAUUGGGUUAUUACUGAUCCCAAUUGCAGCACUAUGCACGAUCCGGGAGCUCAAGGUAAUUAUAGAAAGCUUGUUAUUUUUCUGAAUUCCAAAACUUCUCAGGCCCUGGCUCCUCUAGCUGCCGCUGCCAAUCUUAUCUACCUGAUCGCCGUCGUCAUCGUUCUUCAAGAUCUCUUCUCAUCAUGGUAGUUUUUCAAACUUAUGAAAAAAGAGUUUUCAAUUUUAGGCAUUCCUACGACUCUUUGCCCGCCAUCGGAAAUUGGCAAUCGCUUCCGCUUUUCUUCGGAACUGUUAUGUUCGCCUUUGAAGGUGUUGCUGUGGUAGUAAUUUCUUAUAAUUUCUCAGAAGAGAGAAAAAAUUGAGGUUUUACCCAUCGAGAACCAAAUGAAUGAGCCGAUCCAUUUCAUCACUCCGAAUGGAGUUCUCAACACCUCCUGCUUUGUCGUUCUGUUUCUAUACAUGACUGUUGGGUAAAAAACAUUUGAAAACUAAAAAAAAGCGUUUUUUUUUCAGCUUUUUCGGCUACCUACGGUACGGGAAUGAUAUCAAAGACACGCUGACGCUGAACUUGCCGCAAACGACGUUAGUUUGGAAAUUUUGA